Messenger RNA from Prorocentrum cordatum, 1136 nucleotides. Lineage: Eukaryota; Dinophyceae; Prorocentrales; Prorocentraceae. The record is from the annotation of a GenBank genome assembly.
CCUCCUCCUCCUCCUCCUCCUCCCGCUCUUCCUCGGCGAUGGGUCGUACGCGAGGCCGCCGACCGCCCUCAGCCGCUUCGACCUAGGCCUAGACCUCCAUUCGAGCAGGCGCGCUCGCCCCCCUGCUCGGGGCGCGCGCCCGCCGCCGCGGCGGAGCGAUGGCGCACGGCUGCCUGGGCCCCUUCUUCGGCAAGUUUCACAACGAGCUGGAGGACGACGAGUACGCCGACGACGAUCGGCCAGGCGCCGCCCGCCAGGAGAGGUCUGCGGAGGAGGCCAAGAGCCGGAGGUCUUUCUUCUCGAGGACCCCGAUUGCGCCGCGGUCCCUGGGGGCCGGCGAGAGCGCGCGGACCGGGGACUUCGCGCUGAAGAGGCACAUCAAGGAGAGUUCCGAGUGCCGCACGAGCGGACGGCGGAAGGCCCCGAAGGCAGCACUGGAGGCCGCUACAAGAAGGAGCAGAAGGUGGAACGCUUGCGCGUGGUCAACAAGUCCCAACGGGAGUUGCCGCAGUCUAUGAUGAGUAACAUAUUCCGGCAGAACAAGCUUCACACAAUAGAGAUAAUUCGUUGCCGCAAGCAAGAAUUGCCACCGUUCCUCAAUGAGCUUGAACGUCUGACAAUCAUCAACAUGUCCCACAAUGAGCUUCGGACGUUUUCGAGUGAUCUUGCGAUGUGCAAGGAGCUUAAGCAAAUCAUACUGGAGUGGAAUAGGAUCAGUGAAAUACCGACUGGGUUAUUCACAAGUCGCGAAGUGGUGUUCGCGAAAUUGACUGUGCUGAACUUAGCGCAUAAUCAGCUCAGCGUUCUACCAGCUGAUUUCCUGAAGCAUACAACGAAUGUGCUGAAACUUCUCGAUUUGUCUAGCAACUGUCUCAGGAGCCUGCCCGCAAGUAUUACGGGUUGCGUUCUUCUGCAGGAGCUUGAUGUUUCGCACAAUAGUUUGAAGCAGUUGCCACAUCCUUUCUCGAAGACGCCUAUGGGGAAGCCUACGUUCCAGCACUUGACUAAGGCGGGCUGGCGGAUUGUCGGGGAGAGUGCGUGUUGCCAGGGCACGGUCGACCCAGGCCUGCCAGAGAAUCCGUUCGGAUUCUGUCCCACUGCAUCACCAAACCACCCCAACCCAACCCGAAGGCCUC